CGCCGACCAAACCCCAACUAUCCCACUCGCCCCCGCGCGCGCACGCCGCACUUGAAAAAACAACAAUAACAACACGUCAAAUCGGCGCACGAAAUGGUCACUCCGAUGACUCGCGCCCGCGCCCGCGCCCGCGCCGUGCGGCUGGCCGUGUCGGAGAUCCCUCUCGCCGUGCGGCGAUCGGCGAGGCAGCAGCAGCAGCCGCCUGAGCCAGCCGCAGACGUGCCGGACCAUUUCUUGUGCCCGAUCUCGCUGGACAUGAUGAGGGACCCCGUGACGGCGCCGACGGGGAUCACGUACGACCGGGACGGGGUGGAGGUGUGGCUGGAGCGCGGGCGGCCGACGUGCCCCGUCACCGGCCGCCCGCUGCGGCCGGAGGAGCUGGUGCCGAACCAUGCCACGCGGAGGAUGAUCCAGGAGUGGUGCGUCGCGAACCGGGCCCUCGGGGUGGAGCGCGUGCCCACGCCGCGGGUGCCCGUUUCCGCCGCCGACGCGCGCGAGAUCCUCGAGGGCGUCGCCGCGGCGGCGCGGCGAGGGGACGCGGCGGCGUGCGGGAGGAUGGUGGCCAGGGCUAGGGCGCUCGGGAAGGAGAGCGAGCGGAAUCGCCGGUGCUUGGCGUCCGCCGGCGCCGAGCGCGCGCUCGCGCUCGCGUUCUCUCGUCUCGCCGCGGCGUCCACCGACCAGCAGGCGGAGGCGCGCGCCUGCGCCCUCGAGGAGAUCUUGGCCGCGCUGGUCGUCUUCUUCCCGCUCGACGAGGAGUCCAGGCGCUGCAUUGCCUCCCCGCCGUCGCUGGACGCCCUCGUCUCGAUCCUCUCUCACGGCGAGCAGGUCACGCGUGUCAGCGCCGUCGUUGUGCUCCGGGAGAUCGCCUCGUCGUGCGACAACCAGUGCCUCGAGGCAAUGUCCAAGGCGAACGCCAUGUACGACGCGCUCGUCAACCUCGUCGCGAAGCCGGUCUCGCCGCAGGCCACGAAGGCCGCGCUGGUCACCGCCUACUACCUCGUCAAGAACGACAUCGAGCACGCCGCCUCCCGCCUCGUCGACCUCGGCACGGUGGAGCUCCUCGUCGAGCUCCUGGCCGACGCCGACAAGGGCACGACGGAGAAGGCGCUCGCGGUGCUCGACACCGUCCUCGUCGCGGCCAAGGCCCGCGACAGGGCGUACGCGCACGCGCUGGCCGUGCCGGUGCUCGCCAAGAAGACGAUGCACGUGUCCGACAUGGCGACGGAGUUCGCCGUGUCGGCGCUGUGGCGGCUGUGCAAGAACUCGCCGGCGGACGGCGGGUGCAAGGCCGAGGCGCUGCAGGUCGGCGCGUUCCAGAAGCUUCUGCUGCUGCUCCAGCUCGGCUGCGACGGCGUCACCAAGGAGCGCGCCAGCGAGCUGCUCAGGCUUCUCAACGCGUCGCGAGACAGCACCGAGUGCAUCGAGACGGCAGAUUUCAAGGGGCUGAAGAGACCCUUCAUUUGAGUGUGCAGAGAGAUCGAUUAAUUAGCUAGGUCAAGAACACAAUCAAAGAUGUGGAUACUAAGAUGCACAUACAAUUAGGUUUAGAUAUCAUCCUUCAUUUGAAAAUGAGUACAGACCGUAUUUGGCAGUGGUACAAAUACAUGCCAGAAUUAACUGAGAAAAUUAUGGCUCCAUCUCCAAGAUGAUGAAAA
This is a messenger RNA of Oryza sativa Japonica Group (Japanese rice), 1655 nucleotides long. RefSeq names its product U-box domain-containing protein 21. The record is from RefSeq and is a predicted model, not a curated record. Gene Ontology annotation, biological process: protein ubiquitination. NCBI's taxonomy places the organism in Eukaryota, Viridiplantae, Streptophyta, Magnoliopsida, Poales, Poaceae. Gene Ontology annotation, molecular function: ubiquitin protein ligase activity.